AUGUCCCAAGCUGUGGGCAAUACAGCGCUUGCAUACGCUCGAGUAUGGCAUCAAGUCGACGCGACAGACCGCAUUCUGGGAAAACUCGCAGAGCGUAUUGCGCUGGUGCUCAUGGGCAAACAUAAGCCCAUAUACAACCCUAGUGUCGACUGUGGGGACUAUGUCAUUGUCACCCACUGUAAAAGGAUACGGGUUUCAGGAAGAAAGGAACAAGAGAUCUUAUAUCGCAAACAUACGAUGUUUCCGGGAGGACUUCAAGAGACUCCCUACAGAGAUAUGAUGGUAAAGAAACCAGAGGAGAUCAUCCGACAAGCUGUAUCUGGUAUGUUACCAAAAAAUAAACUGAGGGAUAGGAGAAUGGAGCGACUGCGAAUAUUUCCUGGCGAGCACUCCGGGAUUUUGAAUGCCAAUGUCAUGCGUAGUUGGCAAGAUGGUACGCUACCGCAGGAUUGGAAUCCAACAGAGCUCGUUGCGCAGGUCCCACGUAUAUUACCCGCGAAGUAUCGUGACAGGCCUCAGCACACGCUAUGA
Lentinula edodes (shiitake mushroom) is the source of this 531-nucleotide messenger RNA. Its product is annotated as ribosomal protein L13 domain-containing protein. Gene Ontology annotation, molecular function: mRNA binding; structural constituent of ribosome. Bases 1 to 531 code for a protein of 176 amino acids. The transcript is spliced from 4 exons. The record is from RefSeq and is a predicted model, not a curated record. Gene Ontology annotation, cellular component: ribosome; mitochondrial large ribosomal subunit. NCBI's taxonomy places the organism in Eukaryota, Fungi, Basidiomycota, Agaricomycetes, Agaricales, Omphalotaceae. Gene Ontology annotation, biological process: negative regulation of translation; translation.